Messenger RNA from Neomonachus schauinslandi (Hawaiian monk seal), 5321 nucleotides. It is a transcript of the gene MAPK1IP1L, whose product is annotated as mitogen-activated protein kinase 1 interacting protein 1 like. The coding region runs from base 149 to 913 and encodes 254 amino acids. The record is from RefSeq and is a predicted model, not a curated record. NCBI's taxonomy places the organism in Eukaryota, Metazoa, Chordata, Mammalia, Carnivora, Phocidae. The transcript has 5 exons.
GCUGUUAGUGCUGGUGUUGCUGGUGCUGCCGCCGCCGCCGCCGCCGCCGCUAACGUCAGUCACUCCGCGUUCGGUUCUUCGGCACCCGGUUCGCUCGGACCCAUCGCCGCUUCUAGACUUUGCUGCGAGCUCGGAUCUUGCCGGGAAAAUGUCUGAUGAAUUUUCGUUGGCAGAUGCACUACCUGAACACUCCCCUGCCAAAACCUCUGCUGUGAGCAAUACAAAACCUGGCCAACCUCCUCAGGGCUGGCCAAGUUCCAACCCUUGGAAUAACCCAAGUGCUCCACCUUCUGUGCCAUCUGGACUCCCACCAAGUGCAACACCCUCCACUGUGCCUUUUGGACCAGCACCAACAGGAAUGUAUCCCUCUGUGCCUCCCACCGGACCACCUCCAGGACCCCCAGCACCCUUUCCUCCUUCUGGACCAUCAUGUCCCCCACCUGGUGGUCCUUAUCCAGCCCCAACUGUGCCAGGCCCUGGCCCCACGGGGCCAUAUCCUACACCAAAUAUGCCCUUUCCAGAGCUUCCAAGACCCUAUGGGGCACCCACAGAUCCAGCUGCUGCUGGUCCUUUAGGUCCAUGGGGAUCCAUGUCUUCUGGACCUUGGGCACCUGGAAUGGGAGGGCAGUAUCCUACCCCUAAUAUGCCAUAUCCAUCUCCAGGGCCAUAUCCUGCGCCCCCUCCCCAAGCACCAGGGGCAGCACCACCUGUUCCAUGGGGCACUGUUCCACCAGGAGCCUGGGGACCACCAGCACCAUAUCCUGCCCCUGCAGGAUCAUAUCCCACACCAGGACUCUAUCCCACUCCCAACAAUCCUUUUCAAGUGCCUUCAGGACCUUCUGGUGCUCCACCGAUGCCUGGUGGCCCCCAUUGUUGCUCAGCCAAAGUUUUGUUGGAUCCUCCGCAGCGUUGAGCUCCAGAUUAUACCACUACUCUGCGUUGUCAGUUACAGUCUUACCAUUAAGUUAAUGGACGAAGAGAUGACGCUUUGCUUUUUGAAGUACAUAUAUAUGCACAUGAAUGCAUAUAUAAAAAUUGCUGGUUUCACUAUUCUUAGAGGGCAUUCAUGAAAGAACAACUCUUGCACCUCUCAGAAGAUAUCUGCCUCUUGUACUUGGAUGUAUAGUAUAUCUGAUGUAUACAAUCAGAUAAAAAUGUAAAAGUAAAUCAUUCAAAUGUGAUUUUUAUUCGGUUUUUAUGGAACGUUAAAGUGAUGAAGUAUAUUGAAGAGCUCUUUGAUACAAUUUGUUUAAAACAAGAUUUCAAUUUGUUUAAAUUAUGAAACCACACACUUAAAAAUCUAAGAUGAUGUGGAUUAUUGUUAGAAUCUGCAACCUCAUUGGCAAAUUAUUUCAAGUAUUUUUCUAUAAUCACUUUUUCCCUAAAUAAACACACUUUGAAAACAAUCAUAUUGUCAUAAUUUAAACAAAUGUUGCCUCUCAACAUCUUGAACUGCUCUGUCUAUAGAAUAAAUAAACCUGGUCCUCUUGAGGUUGUAGUUUGGAUAUAUAUUUUAAAGCUAUUGGUAAUUAUUGUCAGAUGUUGAGUUCAUUAGCCUGGCAGUGCACAUUUUUAUCCUUGAGCUUUUAGUAAAAACUUUUCUUUGAUUUUGAGUUCUACCUGAUCUGCUUUAUUUUUAGCCAGAUGGGUCACACAGCUCUAAAAUCUGCCAUUUAUGAAAACUUGUUUCUUUUUAAUGCAGGCCAGCGUGUGUGUAAAUUAUUAUUAGAGAAUUGGUCAUCUCUGUAUUGCUUUGGAAUAGAUUUUGAGAUGUCAGUAUUGCUUUGGGAAGAACUCGAAGAAGGAAAUAAUUCUCUCCUUUGUCUUAAACCUCAAGCCAGAGGAAACCCUGGAAAUUGCUUCAUAGUGACAAGUAACUUGCAUUCCCACAGAACACUUCUACUCAGACCCUUUCCUAUAGGUCCCUCUGCCUCAGUUCUUUAGAAGGAGCACAUCCUUUAGUUUCUCCCUGAUACGGAAAACUGGCACACUCUAGGGGUCUGUUGUAAACACAUAUAGCAGUUAUGUUUCAAGAACCUUAGUCAUUUAGACAUGACUCUUUGUACAAGUGCGAUCAAAAUGUGUACGUGUCUUUCAGAGUCUGGUUAAGCUGUGUCAUUGUCCUUUGCAUAGUUUCCUGCAUCUGUUGUAAAGUGCUUAUGGCUCACAGUUCAGUUCUGUGUUUGUUGACAGUAAAUAGGUAGGAUUGAGUGCCAUCCUUAAAAGUUAUUCUCUAGCUCUAAUACUGAAACUAAUAAUUAUAAGGUGUAGAUCUCUGUAUUCCGUUGAAAGCAAGCAGUGUGACUGUCGCUUAAAUUAGUAUUGUUUGUAACCACCGAAAUAGCCUGAGUAGCUUUUUGGCACCUUAUCUCUAAAUCAGAUCCUUAGAGUCUUAGAACUGACUAUGUUAUUUGUCAAAUAACAUUUUGAACCUUUGAAUGUAUCCAUCGGGUUACUAAAAUAUGUCAUGGAUUUCAUGACUAGUCUAGGAGAGAUUUAUGCUGGAGCUCUUGUUUUUGCUUAGAAAUAAAAUAUUUAGUAGUUUGUUUCUCUUAUAGUUAAAAUGUCAAGAAUGCCAAAUGCUGCCAAUUUAAUGGUUUGAUAGCUACCUCCUUUUAAGAAAGCAAGAUGGUCAUCUUUGAGAAGAAAUUCAGUGUUUAAGCUCCCUUUUAAAUAGAUGAUAGAGUCAGGCUUUCAGAAUUGAAGCUGAUUUGCUUAGAUACCUUCAGACUGGGGAAUGUCGUUAGACAGCUCCUACAGAGUGGUGCAAGCGGUCUUGUUUUCUUUCGCUUCCUUGCAAGGACAAGCCGCACCGAUCUAUAACACUCUUGGAAUCUUUGGUCAGAGCAGCCUCCCAUUUACAAGGCAGUAGCCCUAGAAGGUAUUUUAGCUUAAAUGGUCGGGCAGUAUGUCAGCUAACUGGGGGAUGAGAGGAAAAGUGAGAUAGCAGCGAAGAUCUCUCUCCUGGCGGUGAUUUUGGUUGCGUUAAGUUGGGAGAAAUUGACAGCUCUGGCUUUAGAUACAAUAUUUAAUGUAACACUAGAGGAUACUGUUUGAUUAAGAGAAGUGGUAGCACGUUUGGGAAUCUGUGAUCGUGGAGUCCAUUUAUUAGAGGAGAAAAUCUGCUAAAGGAUUUGAAGGAACAUGAACAUGAGAUUUGGAAUUAACCCCCAAUAAAUACAUCAACUUGGCUAGUGACCCGUACUACCCAAUGUGCCCUAGACAUCACACCUUUUCUUUGCUUUUCAAGGACUUUCCAACUGGUAGUUGUGAAAUUUUUUUUAACCUAAGAAUGGAAUUCAAAGGGACUAGAAUUUGCUUUUAUGUUCCUUUUAGUUUUGUAGAGCAUUAUUUCUCAGCUUUCGGGGUGGGUACUCUGGGACAAAAAUGUAUUUUUAGGUUCAGGGUAAAGUUAAAAGCAGUUGUUCCAGCAGAGGAAUGGGGGGAAAGCACGGGGGAAGGUUUUUCUCUUUACAAGGGACUAACGUUGCUUUUGAAACCAGUCCUGGUAAGCCGGCAUCAGUUUAGGGAAGAGACUGUUUCUUAGAAAGUUUGUUUGGUCUCAGAAGGGAAUACACAGGAUGGAAUAUGCUGGCACUUGGACUCUCUCCGAGCAAGAACUUUAAGACAAAUUUGAUGGAGGUAAUCGAGAUGUGUUGAGGAUUAGUGUUUCUGGAGUUGAAAUCUUAGAUUUUGAAAUCUUAAACCGGAAAAUGAAAAUAAAGAUCUUAGGUCCUCAUCACACACGCAGUUCUCAAGAAUCAAGUUUCCUUGGAGGAGUGCUUGUUGAAAUGCCUUGGCUUGUCUGUCCUGGGCUCAGCCUGACGCCUUUUCAUGCUUUUGAAGAUGGUGUUUACAACUCGGACUCCACAGCCCUGUUUUAUAUAAAGUAAAACAUAGAUUAUUCAGCAAUAGGCAAUACAUUUGUUUUAAUUACCCAAGGGCCUCCUUCCUUCGUCAGUGUUCCUGUUGUUUUCAGUAGAGAAUAAUGGGAGAGAAGAAGGGGGGUGAAUUUUUGGCCUUGGUCUGGCACACCACUACAACAGAAUAUUGGCCUAUUUUCUAGGAAAGAAGUCGGUUUUGCCCGUAAAAUUUUACCUCACAAAUAAUAAUAAGUGCUACCUAUUGUACCCCAAUGGACAGCUUUUGAAAUUAUGUGUACAGCAGGACGAAGCUCUGCUCACGUUUCAGUUGAGAUGCUGUGCCUCGUUUGCAUGUCAGUCAGUUGCCUAGACUUCUAAAUGAUUAGUGCCAAUGUCUUCCUUCCUCACCCUGAAUAAGUGAGUGCUAGAUUUAUAAAAUGCCAGGGUUAUAAACCCUGGACAUUAAACCUAAGCACAGACAGACCUUCAAGUGUUGGUUUUUGAAAAGCAUAAGGUUAAAUUCAGAUGAAUCACACUGAUAGAGGUACUAUGCAGAGAAAGUGGGGGGCGGCUUUCAGGGAAGACUAAAAUGUAAUCUUGAGCAAUAUUGAGUAUUGAAGACAGACACUCUUUUUUUUUCAGAAUUCUGCUAAGUAAAAUUAAAAUUGCCAGUAAAAUAAUCAGUAUUAAAGAAAUGCCAGGCAAGCUUCUGGCUAGAGAAAACAUCUGAGAACUGCAUUUGUUCAGCACUCGAGUGUCUGAUCCCGGUGCUUUGCCAGCUUCCAGAGCUGCAGAGAAGGAGGAGAAUGCCUGUCCCGCGGAGGCUUACCAUCUAGGGGUAGCAUUUACAGAAUGCAUUAGUAAACCCAUUUUUGGUUUACCUAGAUAAACAUGUUUUAGUUUGCCGCUGGUGGAAAUGAGAGGCCAGCCUUUGGACAUUUUAAACAGCAAAGUGUGGUGUACCUUUUUUUUUUAAGUAAGAAAUUAAUGUUUCUCAAGAUUGUAGUGUUGGUGCAACUGUUCACAUGUGCAAAGUAACGGGAGGUUUUUCCUCUUCACUUCUUCCCUGGAUGAAGGCACUUAAAUUGCCUGUCACUGGUUAACAGAUACUGAUUGUUGCCAUUAAGUAAACUUGACUUCUUAUGCGUGCUCUAUAAAGGUUUUUUUUUUUUUUUGUAUUUUUUAAUAUUGUGAUUUUUAAAAUUGACUUAAUAAUGACAAAUUUGAUGUAUGUAAUUGUCUAUGCAUUUUAAGUUAAACUGCCUAAAAUGUGAUUUGAGACAUAGACAUUUGUUUUGUAUUAUGAACUGUAAGCAAUCUGUUUGAGAUGUUAGGUUUUAUCACCUGCUGCUGUAUUUGUAAACAAAGACAUGUUGCUUUAAGAAGUAAUUAUAAUUAGGAGUAGUCUAUUGAUGUGAUACUUGAUAUUUUUUAAGAUAAACUUGUUUGCUUUUGUGU